Molecule: messenger RNA, 894 nt
Organism: Hydra vulgaris (swiftwater hydra)
Lineage: Eukaryota; Metazoa; Cnidaria; Hydrozoa; Anthoathecata; Hydridae
Source: RefSeq, a predicted model, not a curated record
AUGAGUUCACCACUACCUAAUAAAUGUACUUCAUGUGAAUACAAAUCUUCACUUAUCACCUCUUACAUGAGUAAAGUAAAUAGCCUUACUAAUCAAUUAAAAAAGUUAAAAAUAAAACAAACAGUCAAGUGUAAACAAAAGUUCUCUUGGAAAUUAGUUAACAAUGAUAAGAAAAUGAACUUUUAUACUGGUAUAUCUUCCAUAGCUAUUUUUAACGUUAUUUUUGGUUUAUUAAAACCAUUUUUACCCUCAAUUCGUUAUUGGAGAGGCCCAAAACAUUUACAUAGCAAAGUUAAGCAACUCAAAUCUGUAUCUAAAUGUAAACUGUUAUCACACAGAGAAGAACUUUUAAUGACACUUAUGCGGUUGCGCUUAGGUUUAUUAAAUGAAGAUAUGGCUGAUCGUUUUGGUAUUUCAAAAUCUUUGUGUUCUAAUACUUUUACAACUUUUAUUAGAAUUAUUGCUAAUAUUCUUGGACAAGCUAUUAUUGUUUGGCUGCCAAGUGAAGUCAUAAAAAAAAACUUGCCACAGUCUUUUGUGAAAGCAAAGCAUCACAAGUGUAGAGUGAUUCUUGAUUGUUUUGAAAUAUUUAUUGAACGUCUAAAGUCCCUUUACAACCAAGCAGUGACUUGGUCUGAUUAUAAGCAUCACAACACUGUGAAAGUAUUAAUUGGUAUAGCACCAAAUGGAUACAUAACGUUUCUAUCCAAAUGUUACGGUGGCAGAGCAUCAGAUAAAUUUAUUACAAGUGACAGUGGUUUUUAUGAUCUGUUGGAAAAAGACGAUGAGGUGAUGGCAGACAGGAUUUCAAAUAAGAGAAGAACUAUUAUUUCGUUAUUGCAGCUUAUCAGUCCCACCAAGUGCAAGAGUAAAAAGUCAAAUGACUGCAAGUGA